GAAGUGGCAACCAAACACGCCCUCAAUGACCAAAUGUUCGCUCGCUGGAGGCCGGAAAGAAAAGGCAAUCGGUUCCGCUUCUCCACGACCAUCGGUCGCCGCAGCCAUAGCCGUUCACCACCGCCGCCGCCGCCGCCUCCACUCUACUCCCAUAAAACAAAAGUGUCCCCGGAAGCCAAACCUUUCGCUUCGACCCGCGGCGCCCUAGGAAAAGCCGAACCCAACCCGCGCCCUAGGAAAAGCCGAACCCAACCCUAACCCUAGCCCGAGGGCUCCUCGCCGGUGUCGGCGAUGGAGACUACUGAGUCGGAGCCGGCACCGGAGCUUUCCGCGGAGGAGGAGAUGGCGCUCAUCCGAGAUAUCACCGCCGCCGCGGAGGCCCACGCCAAGGAGGGUGACAUCUUCUUCCUCAUCACAAACAGGUGGUGGCAAAGUUGGAUUGACUAUGUUAUUCAUGAUUUGGCUGGUGUACCAAGUAAUGGUUAUCAUCAUGAGUUCGGUUCAAAUACUCCUAGAAGGCCAGGAGCUAUUGACAAUACAAAUUUGUUGGAUGACAUGGCAUCUGAAGUCUCCGACAUGCAGAUUGAGCUACAUGAUACCUUGGUUGAAGGCCGUGAUUAUAUAUUGCUCCCUCAGCAAGUCUGGGAAAAGCUGCAUAGUUGGUAUGGUGGAGGGCCAACACUACCAAGAAAAGCAAUCAAUACUGGCUUGUCUCAAACUGAUCUAGCCAUAGAAGUUUAUCCUCUACGUCUGCAGUUACUUCUGAUGCCGAAAGGAGAGCAAGCUGUAGUAAGGAUAAGCAAGAGGGUUACAGUUGAUGUGCUCUGUAAGAAGGCGUGUGAGGUUUUUGAUUUGGUACCAGAUGAGGUGUGCAUCUGGGACUACUAUGGUCGAACAAAGCAUGCUUUGAUGGAUAACUUGGAGAAAACUCUUGAUGAUGCCAACAUUCAAAUGGAUCAAGAUAUUCUCGUUGAAGUCACCACUGAUGCAAAUGGUAGUUUGGAUGGUGCGUGCAUGAGUUCGAUCCAAGAAGAUUAUUUUGGAAGCGCAUCAACUUAUUUGAUGACAGAUGCGUCAAAAUCAGGAUUCUCGAAUGAGAAUUUAGCAUCACUCUGUUAUGGUUCCAGAAGCUACAGCUCGAGUCUCAUGCAAAGCCAGUACCUGCGCUCUUCCAGUGGUGACUUGGAUAAUGUUCCUGGUACUGUUGGUGUGACCACCAGGGGAUCUCCGUCAGGUCUUACUGGGCUACUUAACUUGGGAAACACAUGUUUCAUGAACAGUGCUGUACAAUGUCUUGUGCACACACCAGAGUUUGCUAGAUAUUUUCGUGAAGAUUACCACUGUGAAAUUAAUUGGCACAAUCCUCUGGGUAUGGUGGGUGAACUUGCAUUAGCUUUUGGAGAGCUACUGAGAAAACUUUGGGCUCCUAGCCGUACGCCAGUGUCUCCACGACCAUUCAAAACAAAGUUGUCUCGGUUUGCACCUCAGUUCAGUGGAUACAACCAACACGAUUCACAGGAGCUGUUGGCAUUCCUCCUGGAUGGACUGCAUGAAGACUUGAACCGUGUGAAACAUAGACCUUACUUAAAAUCCAAAGAUGCUGAGGGACGAUCAGAUGAAGAGGUUGCUGAUGAGUAUUGGGCAAAUCACAUUGCCAGAAAUGAUUCUAUCAUUGUUGAUGUAUGCCAGGGGCAGUACAAGUCAACUUUGGUCUGUCCAGUAUGUGGAAAGGUUUCAGUGACAUUUGACCCAUUCAUGUAUCUUUCCUUACCUCUACAAUUUGCUUCAACGCGGAGCAUGAGUGUUGUGGUUUUCACUUGUGAUGGGAGUGCUCCACCAAUACCAUACACUGUAAGUGUACCCAAGCAAGGUAGGUGCAGGGACCUUAUCCAAGCACUCAGCAACGCAUGCUCGCUUCGAAAUGAAGAGAGACUUCUAAUCGCCGAGAUACGUAAUCAUAGGAUCCAUCUUAUUCUCGAGGAUCCAGUGCUCCAGCUUUCUACAAUUAAAGAUGAUGAUCACCUGGCAGUUUAUAGGCUUCCAAGAUUGGAAAAAAGGGCAAGUUAUGUUCAAUUUGUGCAUCGCCGUGAAGACUUGGACCUUGGAAACAAUAGCAGCUCAACCUCUUGGAAGCCAUAUGGUGUUCCUCUUCUUGCACAAAUAUCUCGCAAUGAAACUGUCACCGGUUCUGAUAUCCAUGAGAUGGCCCGUAAAAUGCUUGUGCCCAUGUUCAGAAAUCAUGUGGCACAACAUUCGGCAGUUCAAAGUUCUCUUUCCACAAGAACACAAAGCUAUCACACUGACAGCAGCAAAUUUCAGCUACAGUUGAUUGAUGAUAGCAACACAGUGAUUGAGCAAACUGAUUAUGCUAUCAGGGUUCCGCAGUCUUCGGUUGCAACUGUUAUUUUUGUCAACUGGUCCAAGUUAGAUAUUAAAAAGUUGAACACUAACCAUUUGGAGCACCUUCCAGAGGUGUUUAAGUAUGCUCCUCCCGCCAAGAGAACCCGUGGUGAACCUCUCUCACUCUAUGCAUGCUUGGAUGCUUUCUUGAGAGAAGAACCACUUGUUCCUGAAGAAAUGUGGUACUGUCCGAGGUGCAAGGAGCAAAGGCAAGCUAGUAAAAAGCUUGAUUUAUGGAGACUACCAGAAGUGUUAGUUAUUCAUUUGAAGAGAUUCUCAUUUAGUAGGUCAACUAAGCAUAAGCUGGAAACUUUUGUUAAUUUCCCAAUACAUGACUUGGAUUUGACAAACUACAUUGCUAAUAAGAUACCUCAGCGUCAAACUUAUGAGUUGUAUGCUGUUAGCAAUCAUUAUGGCAGCAUGGCGAGUGGGCAUUAUACUGCUUACAUAAAGCUCUUGGAUGAGAACAGGUGGUACAAUUUUGAUGAUAGCCAUGUUUCUGCCAUCAAUGAGGAAGAAGUGAAGUCAGGUGCAGCUUACGUGCUGUUCUACAGAAGAGUUGGAGAAGCAGAUGGAGCAGCAAGCAAUGGAACCCAGUCAUGUGUGAAACGAAGCCGCAGAUCUAGCCAAAGAUAAUCUGAGUUGUUGCAUAGCUUCGCAAGUUUAGAAGAACCCUUUCGGUUCCUUUUUUGUGUGUGGAAUUGCAAGGUUUUGGUGUGAGACCAUAGGAUAUUGCGGCUAUACAGCUUGGACGGAAAAGGUGCGAGGAAUACCAUUAGAAGUUGGCUGUAUCAAUACAGAUGGGAAUGAUGAGAACAUAGCGAAUGGUUAACUAGGUGGAUAUUGCUGCGGCUAUAUAGCUUGGGCAGAGCGUAGGUUUGCUUGUCAUGUUCAUCUUUCUAGAAGAGAAAUAAAAGGGGGGCCAUUAGGUUACACCGUUUUGUUCAAGUUGAUUGGAGUUUUAUAUUUCAUAGUUAUAUGUACGUAGCUAGCGUACACCUUACUGUUUUUAUCAUUAAUGCUAUGCCACCUGACAUUGUUUUA
Aegilops tauschii subsp. strangulata is the source of this 3444-nucleotide messenger RNA. Its product is annotated as ubiquitin carboxyl-terminal hydrolase 5. Gene Ontology annotation, molecular function: cysteine-type deubiquitinase activity. NCBI's taxonomy places the organism in Eukaryota, Viridiplantae, Streptophyta, Magnoliopsida, Poales, Poaceae. Gene Ontology annotation, biological process: protein deubiquitination. The record is from RefSeq and is a predicted model, not a curated record.